Molecule: messenger RNA, 555 nt
Organism: Tachysurus vachellii
Lineage: Eukaryota; Metazoa; Chordata; Actinopteri; Siluriformes; Bagridae
Product: C-X-C motif chemokine 11-6-like
Exons: 4
Coding region: 57-344 (95 amino acids)
Biological process (GO): cellular response to lipopolysaccharide; chemokine-mediated signaling pathway; inflammatory response
Cellular component (GO): extracellular region
Molecular function (GO): CXCR chemokine receptor binding; chemokine activity
Source: RefSeq, a predicted model, not a curated record
GCAUCAAGACGAAAAUCACUCACAGGAUCUUCAGAGCAUCAAGAGCAAGAGAAAAAAUGAAAUCUGCUGCAGUUUUUGUUCUGUUUGCUGGUCUACUUAUACUUCAUGUAGAAGGACAGGCCAGUACCAGCGUAAGGAGAUGUUUGUGUAUGGGUCCUGCCGCUAACGCAGUUCGUCUACAACUUGUGGACAAGAUUGAAGUGUAUCCUGUUAGCGCAUCUUGUGAAAAUGUUGAAGUCAUUGUCACUCUGAAGAACGGAGCAGGGAAAAAGUGCUUGAAUCCCAAUUCUGGAUUUACUCAGAAAUACAUCAAGGCAGCUUUAAAAAAAAGGAGUGCAGCGUAAAGCCUGCAGCGUGUCAUGACUGAACAGAUGUGGAAGAAGCUUUCUAAAAAUAUUUAAAAUGCUGUAUAUAUGUAUAUAUGAUAUUUUUGCUGUUUAAUUUAUGAGAAUUACUUCUGUGUAUUGUUGGAUUUAUAUAGUUCUAAGAAACUGUUGAAAAUCUAUUGUUUUUAAUAUAUCUUAACCCACUAAAUAAUAAUAAAGUCAGCACAUA